Molecule: messenger RNA, 796 nt
Organism: Drosophila novamexicana
Lineage: Eukaryota; Metazoa; Arthropoda; Insecta; Diptera; Drosophilidae
Gene: TpnC4
Product: troponin C, isoallergen Bla g 6.0201
Exons: 5
Coding region: 171-632 (153 amino acids)
Molecular function (GO): calcium ion binding; enzyme regulator activity
Source: RefSeq, a predicted model, not a curated record
ACGGCGCACAGACACAGAUCCGUUUAGACGCUGGCGCUAACUCGAUCUGAUCGAGAGUAAAUUGUUAAAUUGGUGCAACUCAUUACUCUGGCUGAAUAUUCUAAGAUAUCACUCGAUAAUUUCCAAAUUCAUUUUGUUUUUGGUUUUUUUUUGCUUUUAUAAAAUAAACAAUGGCCGAGGGGGAGUACGACAAAGAUCAAUUGAGAAUUCUGCGCAAUGCCUUCAAGGCUUUUGAUCUUGAGGGCACAGGAUGGAUCGAUCAUAAGGACGUCUCGGCCAUAUUGGAAAUUCUGGGCCAGAAACUUGAACCACCAGCUGUGAAAGCGCUCAUCAAGGAGGUCGACAAGGGCACCACUGAGAAAUUAAAUUUUAGCCAAUUUUGCAAGCUAGCGGCUCGUUUCAUCGAGGUCGAGGAGGAUGUCGGGGCCCUGCAGAGUGAGCUGAAGGAGGCAUUCCGUGUAUACGAUAAGGAGGGCAAGGGCUACCUGACGGUUGCCACCUUACGGGGAAUUCUUCACGAGCUGGACGACAAAAUCUCGAGCCAGGAUUUGGAUUCGAUUAUUGAGGAAAUCGAUGCCGAUGGCUCAGGAACUGUUGACUUCGAUGAGUUUAUGCAAGUGAUGACAGGCUAAGUUUUGGAGUACCAAAUAUUCAAUGCUUUGAACUUUGACCCUCGAACCUGCUGAAGUAGAUGCACUGGAUAUGGUUUAUGAGGCAGUGUUUUUAUUGAAUCUUUUGAUUUACAAAUGAAUUUAAGAACUUUAUUUUUUGUGUAAAAAUAUAUAUGCAAAAUAUA